UGCGCCUACUCGUGCCAACCGGGAGUUCUCGAGGCAAAUCUUACGGAAUAGUGACUCGAUACUAGUAACCGAUCCUCUCUUCACUGGAUUGAAAACAAGGACACCUCAUUGGCAGAUAUGAAUUCCUUCAGUCCUUUGCCAACAUCUCCCUUGUCUAUGGUAAACCAAUAUAAGUUUGAAGAUGAGCCAGACCUGAAAGAUCUCUUCAUUACCGUCGAUGAUCCCGAAAGCCACAUUACUGCAAUUGAAACUUUCAUUACUUACAGAAUCACGACUAAGACAUCUCGUGGUGAGUUUGACGCUAGUGAGUAUGAAGUACGAAGACGUUAUCAAGAUUUUCUUUGGUUAAAAGGUAAACUUGAGGAUGCACAUCCCACUCUGAUUAUUCCUCCUUUGCCAGAAAAGUUUAUAAUGAAAGGAAUGGUGGAACGAUUUAAUGAUGAUUUCAUUGAGACUCGCAAAAAAGCAUUACAUAAAUUUUUAAACCGAAUUGCUGAUCAUCCAACUUUAACUUUCAAUGAAGACUUCAAGGUGUUUCUUACUGCACAAGCAUGGGAACUUUCCUCGUACAAGAAGCAAGGUCCUGGCUUGCUUAGCCGGAUGGGACAAACAGUCAGAGCUGUAGCCUCCUCUGUGAGAGGGGUGAAAAACCGCCCCGAUGAAUUCAUCGAAAUGAGUGACUACGUGGAAAUAUUUAGCCAGAAAAUAAACUUGAUAGACAAAAUAUCUCAUAGAAUUUACAAGGAAGAAAGGGAAUAUUUUGAAGAAAUGAAGGAAUAUGGACCAAUCCAUACCUUGUGGUCUGCAUCAGAAGAGGAUCUGGUAGAAUCCUUGAAAGGGGUGGCCAACUGCAUUGACAGAUGUUGCAAGGCUACUGAAAAAAGGUUGUCAGGAUUUUCAGAAACCCUACUGCCAGGGGUUCAUGAAUAUGUUCUUUACAGUGAAACCUUAAUGGGCGUAAUGAAAAGAAGAGACCAAAUACAAGCUGAACUGGAUUCCAAAGUUGAAGCUUUAACCUCCAAAAAGACGGAAAAGGAAUCGCUUUCAGAAGAGAUUGGAAAGCUCGAAGAUAAAAUGGAAUGUGCAAAUAAUGCUCUCAAAGCAGAUUGGGACAGAUGGAAACAAAACAUGCAAAAUGAUAUCAAGGCAGUGUUCACAGAUAUGGCUGAGAAGAAUGUUCACUAUUAUGAAGAGUGCCUUGCUAUAUGGGAGUCCUUCCUUGCAUCCCAAACAACCGACCUUCACUUAGAAGAAGCCUCUGAAGAUAAACCUUGACCUUCCAUGAAAUAUCUUGACUACUGGAUGGUUCCUACCAACCAAAGAGAGGUGCUCACUUUAUGAAAUCAGCUGCAUUCUUGUAUGUACUCUGUGGAAAAUCAAUGACUUCUGGAAAGCCAACCAUUUGAAGACUCAGGUAUUCCAGGGUCCUGACCUCCAUUUCAAUCGCGGUAUAACAUUGCUUAUUUUUACAUUCCUUCUUCCUACAUUUUUUUCUGCAAAUAUUGACCUUAUAGCAAUUGUUUUGUUCACUAUUCUGUAAUUGGGAUAUAAAAUAUUUUAAAUAUGAUGUAAAGGCUUCAUUUUAAUAAAAUGUUUAAUAAAAGCAAA
Messenger RNA from Ornithorhynchus anatinus (platypus), 1608 nucleotides. RefSeq names its product sorting nexin 7 (gene SNX7). The record is from RefSeq and is a predicted model, not a curated record. Gene Ontology annotation, molecular function: phosphatidylinositol binding. Bases 118 to 1275 code for a protein of 385 amino acids. The transcript has 9 exons. NCBI's taxonomy places the organism in Eukaryota, Metazoa, Chordata, Mammalia, Monotremata, Ornithorhynchidae.